Messenger RNA from Bactrocera neohumeralis, 1302 nucleotides. RefSeq lists its product as uncharacterized. Gene Ontology annotation, molecular function: protein binding. The coding region runs from base 223 to 1182 and encodes 319 amino acids. The record is from RefSeq and is a predicted model, not a curated record. Lineage: Eukaryota; Metazoa; Arthropoda; Insecta; Diptera; Tephritidae. The transcript is spliced from 2 exons.
ACAACGCAUGGUGUAGAACUCGUUACUUUAGCGGCUGCUUCUGAUCGCUCAGCUACACAAAUUGCGGUUGUUUUUCAUAACGCCUCUAUAUAUUAUUGUUGGUUUUGUUAAUACUUUUGUUAGUACUCGUACACUUUAACAGUUUUUAUUUAUUUUUGUACUUUGAAAGUGCUUGUAAUGUGUUAAACUUAAAUUGGGUUAAAUAAUAAUUGUGAUGAAAAAAUGAAUUCUUUUAGUCGUGCUUAUCGGGAUCCCAAAUCACCACUUACUCCACUUACACCGCUUACUGCGAGUACUGCGUUCAAUUUCAAUAUAAGUGGUGACUCGCUUAAACCUUUUAUAAAUGCCAUAGAAGCUGAACGCACUAAAGAAACACCAAAAUCUUCGCCAGCUGGAUUGGCAUGUGGUGCAAAAUACGUGAAUGCGAACAAAUAUAUCAAACGUCAGCCGGCUAAUGUUUUAUCUGACACUACAAAUAAAUCAAGAAAACUUUCACCGAGAUUCAUUUCAAAGAAAUCUGAUGUUGACGACAAAAAAACUUUGAAAAAAUCGAAUAAUGAUCUUAAUAACAAUAAAAUUAGUUCGAGGUACUCAUCAACAAGCAUUUCUUCCAGCUCCUCACGUGGGUCUUUUAAAUGCAAUGAAUCAUCUUUUAAAGAAACUGACACAAUUCCAUCCUCAAAAUUCAAGUUAAGUCCUCGCGCUACGUCUACUUAUAACUAUUAUAGUGUAUCCAGCAGCCAAAGUUCUUCACAUAGCUCUAGCGGUUCAAUUAAUUCAAAUAAUUCUUUUGAAAAUAAUUCAAGUACAACUCCAAAUUCUUUUAACUAUAAUGGAAGUGCACGUCAUCAUAAGCCACCGAAACUUGUUCUCAAUGAUACAAAUGUUGCUGAAACUGACUCCACCAUGUCAACUGUCUUCAACUGGGUGUGGAAUUGCCUGUCACCUAUGAAGAAUCCAUCUAUUUAUGAUUUGCUGGCACGCGUUGAUAUGCAAAAAUAUUGGGAAAUUUUUGAGAAAGAAGAAAUAUUAGAUUUGGAUGUAUUUUCAACUUUAACUAUGGCGGACUUGGCAGCUAUUGGCAUUAAAGAUACUAACGACUGUAUCAAAAUAUUAAAAUCUGUUGGAUGGGCACUCGAUUUUCUGUCGGGCUUAUUAAAUUUUAAAAGGCCUGAAAAGUAAAUUUGUAGUUACAAAAAAUUUUGUUUAUAAUUUUAUGUUUAAAUGUUCGUGUUUGUACAGAUGUUUAAUUUUGUGAAAUGUAUUGACUAUAAAGAAUAAAUUUGACUACGAAGAAAAUAA